CAUGGCGACGAUAGAAUAACCUAUAUUAUCUGGUCCUACGUGUUCGGGUCGUUGUUUUGAGCAGCGGAGCGUGCAGAAAUAUUUCGCACGUUCGCGAGGACGCGAAAUUACGUUUCUAUUCUCCAACAAGCACGAGAAUAACCCGUGUGUUGGAUGAAUAAACGCGUUCUUCAGUCAAGAACGUUAUCUCUCUUAGAUAUAGGUACUAGGAAGCUGAUCAAGUACGGGAAGAAGGCAUGAUGGGAGAUCGGAAAGCAGAGCUUGAAAGAAAGAAAGCUAAACUUCAAGCGAUUAGAGAAGAAAAAGAAAGGAGAAGAAGAGAAAAGGAACAAAAAGAUAUUGAAGAAGCACAUAAGCGGGCAAUAAACCAAAAAGAAGAUCCAUUAAAAGAAACUGAUGCACUUUUAUCAUCACUGGGUAUUGCACCAGUUUCAGAAGUACUAUCGAGUAUAUCUAGUGUAAACUCUACAGCUACUCCAGAUCAAAGUGUAACAGCAACUCCUGACACUAGCUUACAGCCAAAUAGUAUUAAUUCUGCUCAAAGUGCACCGAAAAAGAAGAAUCGUGAGCUUACGAUAGUUUCGGUAGCGCGCACGAACAUUCCACCAAAAGAACCAGUCGUUUAUACGAAGCAAACGCAAACAGCAGCAGCAGUAGUUCAUGCUUCCCAUGAUGGACUAUCCGCCUCCUCUUCCACAAACUCUUCCUGUUCAACAACAACACCAACUCAUUCUUGCUCCGCAGGCUACUUUGAGACCGACUGGUGGCGUCCCAGGAAAGGUGGGUCUGCACCUAACUACCUAUACGAGUACAAUCUAAACCCAGGUUUAGAGUGGGAGGACGAGUUCACAGCCGAGGACGAGGAGAACAGCCUGCCACAUCUUGAUGGUUUCCAGAGCAAACUGCCACCUGGAAUCUUACCCCAUGGGCUUCCUCAAGUCAAAGAAGUUCUGCCAGCGGUCACUCAAGAGGAAAAGGAGAAAGAGAAAGAACAACCCAAGGAAGUGAGAGAAUUGAGUGAAGAAGAAAAGCAGAUGAUCAUCCUGUCAGAGGAGUUCAAACGUUUCAUGGAUAAAACCUCAAGGGUCGUGGAACGUGCACUUUCCGAAAAUGUCGACAUUUACACGGAUUACACCGGAACAAUGGACGGAGAUGAUGGCUUGGACGACAAGACUCAUCAGUGCUUGUGGCUAAACCGUGUGUUCAACGACGAGCGCUGGUCGCGCAAUCGUUGUGUCACGGCAAUGGAUUGGUCGCCACAAUUCCCAGAGUUACUGGUCGCUUCUUACAACAACAACGAGGAUACACCUCACGAUCCAGACGGCGUAUGUCUCGUUUGGAACACUAAAUUCAAGAAAACCACGCCUGAGUUCAUCUUUCACUGUCAAUCUUCAGUCAUGUCCACCACUUUCGCUAGGUUUCAUCCGAAUCUCAUUCUUGGUGGUACUUAUUCGGGUCAGGUCGUUCUUUGGGACAAUCGGGUACAGAAGAGGACACCUAUUCAGCGCACACCUUUGUCCGCAGCUGCGCACACUCAUCCAGUGUAUUGCUUAAAAGUGGUGGGCACGCAAAAUGCCCACAACUUGAUUAGCAUAUCUACAGACGGAAAAUUAUGUUCCUGGAGUUUGGAUAUGUUGUCGCAGCCUCAGGAAACUUUAGAAUUACAGAAUAAACAAUCAAAGCAGAUAGCAGUCACUCAGCUCGCUUUCCCAAGCGGUGAUGUAAAUAAUUUUGUAGUUGGUAGUGAAGAUGGGGCCAUAUACUCAGCCUGUCGGCAUGGCACAAGGGCAGGUGUGACAGAAACUUAUGAUUGCCACAUGGGUCCUAUAACGGGUUUGGAUACGCACGCAGUACCCGGCGGUAUUGACUUUUCACAUCUAUUUCUUAGUUCGUCUCUUGACUGGACUAUUAAAUUAUGGAGUUUGAAGGAGAACAAACCCCUCUAUUCAUUCGAGCACAACAGUGAUUACGUUUACGAUGUGGCCUGGUCGCCAACCCAUCCGGCAGUGUUUGCUGCAGUUGAUGAUUCUGGUAGACUAGAUUUAUGGAAUUUGAACCAGGACACCGAGGUACCUACCGCCAGUGUCGUCGUUGAUGGGUGCCCUGCUCUCAAUCGGAUCUCGUGGACGCCCAGCGGGUUGCAUCUUACUGUAGGAGAUGAUAGUGGAAAGAUUUGGGUGUACGACGUUGCUGAGCAUUUGGCACACCCAAGAAUGGAUGAAUGGAACAAGUUCUUGUACUGUCAGCAAGACUUUAAGAAUAAUAAAGCUGACGAGGAAUUGGAUAAGCUUAAUCUUAGUUCAGGACCAUCAUCGUUAACGUCAAUGACCUCGAUGUCUUCGGUUCCGCUAAGAUAAAUGUCGCGCUAAAAUUUUCGAAAGCUCGAAAAUCGAGACUAUUUGUUAAUAUUAUCAAACGCUCUUUUUUUCUAUUGAACUUUUUUAAAUAAAAUUACUUCCUUAAAGUAGUGUUAUCAUGAAAGAAAAAUUACAACAAAUAUUGAAUAGAUGAAUAUUAUUGAAAGGUAUUGUUAAUAACAUAGAUUAAAAAAAUUAUGGACGUAGUCAACGCCUCAUAAAUAAAGAUUCGCUUAUUGUGAAGAAUUUGAUCUUUGAUGUAUCAAAUUCUAUAACCAAUAUAUAAUAUGUAAAAAGAUGUAUUACAAGCUUUGUAUGAAAAGUGAAAUAAUUAUAAUUUAUUUAAUUAUAACAAAACUUCAAGAGAACUUGAAGUUUUCAGUGAUUGUUGGAAUGCGUAUAAUUGACUCAUGUAAA
Phymastichus coffea is the source of this 2774-nucleotide messenger RNA. RefSeq names its product cytoplasmic dynein 1 intermediate chain (gene sw). The record is from RefSeq and is a predicted model, not a curated record. The transcript is spliced from 13 exons. Bases 237 to 2357 code for a protein of 706 amino acids. Gene Ontology annotation, biological process: transport along microtubule. NCBI's taxonomy places the organism in Eukaryota, Metazoa, Arthropoda, Insecta, Hymenoptera, Eulophidae. Gene Ontology annotation, molecular function: dynein heavy chain binding; dynein light chain binding. Gene Ontology annotation, cellular component: cytoplasmic dynein complex.